Messenger RNA from Ailuropoda melanoleuca (giant panda), 930 nucleotides. It is a transcript of the gene NOL3, whose product is annotated as nucleolar protein 3. Gene Ontology annotation, biological process: negative regulation of intrinsic apoptotic signaling pathway; negative regulation of release of cytochrome c from mitochondria; negative regulation of extrinsic apoptotic signaling pathway. Gene Ontology annotation, molecular function: death receptor binding; cysteine-type endopeptidase inhibitor activity involved in apoptotic process; death effector domain binding. Gene Ontology annotation, cellular component: mitochondrion. The transcript has 4 exons. Bases 176 to 790 code for a protein of 204 amino acids. NCBI's taxonomy places the organism in Eukaryota, Metazoa, Chordata, Mammalia, Carnivora, Ursidae. The record is from RefSeq and is a predicted model, not a curated record.
AGCCCUUUCUGCCUCGUCAUCUACUGCCCCGGGGAGGCUCGACCCGUGAGUGGGGCCGCCCGCAACGCAUAGAACUGGGAGCCCCACCCCACUCGGCUGGGGGAGGGAAGAGAAACUGAGAUUGGGCAGAAUCCGCGCCCCACCACCACCAGCCGCGCUCGAAGGAGCCCCCACCAUGGGCAAUGCGCAGGAGCGGCCAUCAGAAACGAUCGACCGCGAGCGGAAACGCCUGGUGGAGACGCUGCAGGCCGACUCGGGGCUGCUGCUGGAUGCCCUGCUGGCGCGGAGCGUGCUCACCGGGCCCGAGUACGAGGCGUUGGAAGCGCUGCCGGAUGCCGAGCGCAGGGUGCGCCGCCUGCUGCUGCUGGUGCAGAGCAAAGGCGAGGCCGCCUGCCAGGAGCUGCUGCACUGCGCCCAGCGUACCACGCGGGCGUCCGACCCCGCCUGGGACUGGCAGCACGUGGGCACCGGCUACCGAGAACGCAGCUACGACACUCCAUGCCCUGGCCACUGGACACCUGAGGCACAUGGCUUGAGGACAACUUGCCCUGAACUGCCCAGAGCUUCAGACUGCAAUGAGGCUGGGGUUCCCGGGGGCUCCGAGGCUGUGCAAUCCGGAACGCCUGAGGAACUCGAUCCGGAGCUGGAAGCUGGGGCCUCUGAUAGGGCUGAGCAGGAUUUGGAACCAGAGGCAGAGGCAGAACCGGAACCUGAACUGGAGCUCGAACCCGAGCCGGCGCCAGAGCCAGAGCCCGACUUCGAGGCGGGUGACGAGUCUGAAGAUUCCUGAAUGCCCGAGCACUGACAGGCCGCCCCUGCCCAAGCCAAAUAGGACCUGGAAUCCUGCCCUGGCAUUGGCGGGGGGGGGGGGGGGGCCCCCCUCUGACCCGGUACCGCUAGAGUGAAUAAACUCUGGAGGGUUAGCCUGGG